Molecule: messenger RNA, 2667 nt
Organism: Rubroshorea leprosula
Lineage: Eukaryota; Viridiplantae; Streptophyta; Magnoliopsida; Malvales; Dipterocarpaceae
Source: the annotation of a GenBank genome assembly
GAGAGCUUAAUGUCCUGUCAAUUGAAAUGGGCACUCAAAAGGAGAUUGUAAUUAACCAAUUGGAAGAUCAAGAAGCGUGGCAAAUGUUCAAGAAGAUGGUUGGUGAUAGGGCUGAAAGUGGCGAGUUGCAGCCUACAGGCUUUGGGAUUGCCACAGAAUGUAAGGGAUUACCCCUUGCUAUUGCAACACUUGCAAAAGCUUUGAAAAAUAAGACUUUGCCUGAAUGGAAGAGUGCUCUACAAAGAAUGAAAAGUCCCUCUCCAAGCAACUUCGAGGGGAUACAUGCAAAAGUUUAUACUGCUAUCGAGGUGAGUUACAAUCACUUGGGAAGUGAGGAGCUCAAGCGAACUUUCUUACUUUCUAGUUUGCUGGGUCACAACGGUUUUAUUCAAGACUUGUUGAAGUAUGGUGUAGGACUAGGCUGGUUCUCACAAGCUAGUACAAUAGAGGGAGCUCGGAAUGAUUUAUUAACAUUGAUAAGUGAUCUGAAAGCUUCUUCUUUGUUGCUUGAUGGUUCUGACGGAGGGCACGUUGAUGUUCAUGACGUUAUUCGUGCUGUAGCUUUAUCAAUAGCCGACAGGGAUUGUCAUGCAUUGCUCUUAGCAGGUGAUCGUUUACUAAAUGAGUGUUCAGAUGAGAAAGCACUUAAUGAUCUCAAAUGGAUACGUCUGGAAUAUCCUAAUAUGAAUGAGCUUCCUGAUGUGUUAGAGAGUCCUCAGCUUACUUUGUUUUGUUUGUAUAACAAGUAUCCUUCUCUGGAAAUUCCAGCAAACUUCUUCAAUGGAACGCAAAGACUCAGGGUAUUGGACUUGACUCGUAUGCAAAUUUCAUCCCUACCUUCAUCAAUUUCCCUCCUGAGGAACCUCCGCACAUUAUGCUUGGAUCAAGGCUUAUUAGGAGACAUAAGCAUUAUUGGAGAGCUGAAGAAUUUAGAAGUUCUAAGCCUUUUGAGGUCUGAUAUUAAAAUGCUACCAAGGGAAAUUGGACAGUUGACUCGGUUAAAGUUGUUAGAUUUGAGUGGCUGCAGUAAACUUAAAGUUAUCCAGCCGCGUGUCUUGGCGAGUAUGUCCAGAUUAGAAGAACUGUACCUGGAAAACAGCUUCAACAGAUGGGAGCAUGAUGAGCAUGAAAGUCAACGAAAUGCUAGCCUUGCUGAGUUGAAGCAAUUGAAGAAAUUGACUGCUUUGGUGAUACGUAUUCGUGAUGUUAAGAUGAUCCCAGAAGACUUGUCUUUUGAAAAGCUUGAAAGAUGCAAGAUAUUCGUUGGCGAUGCUUGGAACAAAUGGGAUAGUUCUGCUGAAAUCUCAAGAAUAUUGAAGCUGCAGCUGAGGGCAUCCAUAAGUUUUGAUUCUUCACUGAAACAGCUGUUGAAGAUGUCUGAAGAGCUACAUCUAGAGGGGUUGAAGGGUGUCAAAAACAUACUAUAUGAGUUAGAUAGUGAAGGUUUUCAAGAAUUGAAGCAUCUUUAUAUUCAUAAUGCUCCAGAUAUUCAACAUAUCAUGAAGUCGGCAGCGCUUCACAAUGCAUUUCCAAUCUUGGAAGUAUUAUCCAUUCGCAAUUUGAUUAAUUUGGAGAAGAUUUGUUAUGGCCGGCUCAGAGUGACAUCUUUUUGCAAGUUAAGAAUAAUAAUUGUUGAAUGUUGUGAUCAGCUGAAGAUGUUGUUGUCAUUCUCUAUAGCUAGACAGCUUCUCCAACUCCAAGAAAUCGGAGUAGCAGAUUGUAGAAACAUGGUGGAGAUUAUGAUGGAAGGGGUAAUCGUGGCAGAUGGAUUAGCAGAAGAAGAAAGGAGCAACAAGAUAUCGUUCCCUAAUUUGCAAUCCCUGGUACUUGAAGGCCUUUCCAAACUCACAAGAUUCUGUCCUGAAAAUGGCAUUGAAUUCCCCAACCUUAUACAUCUUGAAAUAGGCAAAUGCCCUAUAUUUAAGACAUUCACCUCUAGUCCUGGUACUGGAGACAUUGCAGUCAGUAGUGAGAAAGCAGAAAACACCUAUGCGCCACCUUUCUUCAAUGAAAAGGUGGCAUUCCCUCAAUUAGAGAGGCUACUGAUUUAUCGGAUGGGGAAUUUGAACAAGAUAUGGGCUGAUCAACUUGAUGGAGAUUCCUUUUGCAAACUAAAAGUCAUUGGUAUAGGUUGGUGUGAAAUGCUAGUGAGCAUUUUCCCAUUUAGUAUGCUGGAAAGACUACAGAGACUAAACGAUCUGCUCAUUCCCGAGUGUGAUUCACUAGAAGAAAUAGUUGAAGCACCCAAUGCUAGCCAUUCACAAGCUCUGGCAGACACUCAGCCGACGUUGGUGGAAACUGACACCAAGUUCGUAUUUUCGGAAUUGACAGGACUGAGGCUGCACAGGCUACCCAAGCUCAAGGGUUUUUGCCAUCGAAUGCAUAUUAUAUGCCCAUCUCUGCAAUCAUUAGAAGUUUUUGAAUGUGAGCAAGUGCAGGUAUUUGCUUCGAAGUUUCCAAGCUUCCAAAGAAUCAAUGGAGAUGAUCAACGUGAAAUUCAAAUUCAAUGUCCUUUCUCGGUCAGCAAGGUACGGUCUGUAAAAACACUGCAUGUUGGGAUGCAUUAUUAGAUUUCAAGUUCCAGUAAAUCUCUCUUGAAGUCUACCUUUUUCGGUCAUUAGACGUUGCACUGGUUUUAAACUGCAUUAAUAGAUUAAAAAAAUACUG